GGAAAAGGAAGUUGACUUGAUUAGAAAAUAUAAUCAUAGCUUAAUUAUAGUAACCACUAAUUGUUUCACUACGACUAUAAAACCAAGUCAAUAGUAUUUGUUUUAUAGGUAUUAGUGCAAAAUCAAUUUAAUGAUAUGGCUGCUCCUCCGGUGAAUCCUUUACCAAUAGCAUACCAAGCAUGGACAAGUUUAGCAGUACCAGAUUGGUUAAACAAAGGAGACAACACAUGGCAAAUGGUUGCAGCUACACUUGUCGGAAUUCAAAGCAUGCCGGGGUUAGUUAUCCUCUACGGCAGCAUAGUCAAGAAAAAAUGGGCCGUAAAUUCUGCUUUCAUGGCCCUUUAUGCUUUUGCGGCAGUAUUAAUCUGUUGGGUUACGUGGGCUUAUAAGAUGUCAUUCGGUGAGAAACUUUUACCCUUUUGGGGUAAAGCUGGGCCUGCUUUGGGCCAGAAGUUUUUAAUAAAACAAGCUGGGCUACCUGCUACUGUGCAUUAUCAUCAUGAUGGUAGUUUGGAAACUGCUGAAAUUGAACCGUUUUAUCCAAUGGCUACUAUGGUUUGGUUUCAAGGUGUUUUUGCGGCUAUUUCGGUUAUUCUUUUGGCUGGUUCUGUUUUGGCUAGAAUGAGUUUUAAGGCGUGGAUGAUGUUUGUUCCACUUUGGCUUACUUUUUCUUAUACUAUUGGGGCUUUUAGUUUGUGGGGGGGUGGAUUUUUGUUUCAGUGGGGUGUAAUGGAUUAUUCUGGUGGUUAUGUUAUUCAUCUUUCUUCUGGGAUUGCUGGAUUCACUGCUGCUUAUUGGGUGGGGCCAAGAUCGAAGAGGGACAGGGAGAGAUUCCCGCCAAACAAUGUGUUGCUAACGUUAGCCGGGGCAGGGUUACUAUGGUUGGGAUGGGCAGGUUUCAACGGAGGAGAUCCCUACUCCGCCAACACAGAUUCAUCCAUGGCGGUGCUAAACACAAACAUUUGCGCAGCCACCAGCCUGUUGGUGUGGACAUGGCUUGAUGUCAUAUUCUUCAAGAAACCAUCCGUUAUUGGAGCUGUUCAGGGCAUGAUCACUGGUCUUGUUUGCAUCACUCCCGGCGCCGGUCUUGUUCAAGGAUGGGCUGCCAUAAUAAUGGGAGUGCUAUCAGGAAGUGUGCCAUGGUACACAAUGAUGGUACUUGGAAAAAAGUUAACAAUAUUUCAAAAGGUUGAUGACACCCUCGCCGUCUUCCACACUCACGCGGUCGCCGGUCUUCUAGGCGGUGUACUCACCGGCCUAUUCGCCGAGCCAACACUAAGUACUCUCUUUCUUCCCGUCACCAACUCCAAAGGAGGUAUAUAUGGUGGUCCGGGGGGUGUCCAAAUCCUUAAACAAAUAGUUGGUGGAUUAUUCAUCAUUGGAUGGAACAUUGUUGCCACUUCAAUUAUUUGUGUAUUUUUAAGUUACAUUGUUCCUCUUCGAAUGACGGAGGAAGAGUUGCUUAUUGGAGAUGAUGCUGUUCAUGGGGAAGAAGCUUAUGCCUUAUGGGGUGAUGGAGAGAAACUUAGCCUUUAUAAUGAUGAUACUACACACCAUGGAGUUCUGGCAUCAAGUGGUGCUACUCAAGUUGUUUAGUUGGAAUAUGGAGGAGGAGUAUACUUCAAUUCAUAUAUGAUUUAUUAUGAGGAAAACAAAUAAUUAAUUUGUUUUCUGGUUUUUAUAGUUUACACGAAGUUCCUGUCAAAAAAAUAAUUAAAAUUAGCUGCAAUUAUUGAUUUUAUUAUAUGUUUUCGUUUCAUCUCCAAACUUUAAUGAACAUUUUAUAUAUGUCUAA
This is a messenger RNA of Cicer arietinum (chickpea), 1795 nucleotides long. RefSeq names its product ammonium transporter 2-like. Gene Ontology annotation, molecular function: ammonium channel activity. The record is from RefSeq and is a predicted model, not a curated record. Gene Ontology annotation, biological process: ammonium transmembrane transport. Gene Ontology annotation, cellular component: plasma membrane. NCBI's taxonomy places the organism in Eukaryota, Viridiplantae, Streptophyta, Magnoliopsida, Fabales, Fabaceae.